Messenger RNA from Anopheles moucheti, 4397 nucleotides. RefSeq names its product coiled-coil domain-containing protein 18-like. The record is from RefSeq and is a predicted model, not a curated record. The coding region runs from base 25 to 3069 and encodes 1014 amino acids. Lineage: Eukaryota; Metazoa; Arthropoda; Insecta; Diptera; Culicidae. The transcript has 2 exons.
CUCGUUUUAGCAGUAGAAGCUAAAAUGACCAGCCAACCAAUUCACGAUGAAAGCGACAUUAAGAAGCAGACUCCGGACUGUGAAAUGGGCGAAGCUAAUGGCGCACGUCCCAGCCAAACCUGGCACCAUAUGUUGCUGUAUCCAUCGCCUUCCUCCUCGCAGCUGUCGUAUGUCUCCGAAAUCCAAACGGAUGUCGGUAGUCAACCGUCGACACCGCUGCAACAGCCGAUGCGCCACGCACCAUUCGGGGAGAUAGACGAAAGUGCCACCAAUUACGAUUCGGGCAACUUCUCCCUAUCCGAAUCUGGUGGCAAGGAAAAGCUCACCAUUGCCACAGCGAACACGGGCCACGGAGACAUGCAUCAGCGAUUCGUUCAGCUAAACACCGAGCUUUAUCAGACUAAAACCGAACUGCUCACGUACAAGUACAAGUGGAACGAAAUACGCAAUGAAAUUGAGCUUGGAUUGAGUAAAAAAAUUGACAAACUGUUGGACGAAAAGAAUGAAGUGGAAAAGGAGCUAGAAGAUGUGCGGAAGGAGCUGGCCCGCCUGAAGGCACAGCCAUUGGAUCAUAAUGGGCGCGAGCUACUACGCAUCCGUUCGGAACUGGAUGGUGUGAAGCUUGACCUAAUAUGCAAAGAGCAAGCAAACGAAAGUUUGAAGCAAACAAUUGUAGAUCAGCACGUGGAAAAGGAGAAUCUCGCCAUAAAGAUAAAAGCCCUGGAACAUCAGCUGUUCGAUGGCCGCAGUGAGAUAUGCGGCGUAAAAUCAACGGAAAGAUGGUACAGGGAUGAGUUACAUCGUUGCCAAAAUGAAAAUGCCAAAUUAAAGGAGUCGUAUGGCUCGUUAGAGAAGCUGCUGUGUAAAGAACGCACCGAAAAGGGAACACUCGUUGAAACAGCACGACAGGAAACAUUGCGUUUGCAGUCUGAAAUAGAGGGCUUACAGCAGGAAGUAAGCAGGGCAAACCAUCAGCGAUCGAAAGCAAUGCAGGAGAUUGAAACAAAACAGCUAACGGAAGAGUUAACCACGAGUAUCAACACUUCAGUAAACCCUGUGCCAGAUUUGCUGGAAAAGAAUGAGCUUCUGGAACAGCAAAAUGAAGAACUCCAUGCCGUACUUUGCCAACUUCGCGAUUCGUUACUGACACAGCGGCAACAGUUCGAAACACUGUCGAAAAAGGAACAGGAAGCCCUAAAGGACAUUGUCAGCCUUAGGGAACAUCGGGAAUCUGACAAAAGCCAAAUUGAAACACUUACUGCGCAGCUGGCGCGCGAAUGUUUCACCAAACGACAGAUAGAUGUCAGCGUGGAGAAGCUGAAAGCGCAGUUGAAAGUUUUAUCGAUAAACUUCUCCACCCGCGAUUGCCAACGGUCCGAUGCGAAGGAAUGCGAAUCGCUACGUCAACGUAAUCACGACCUACAGGAGCAGUGUAAUCGGUUAAUUAACGAACAGCAGCAGCUAAGGGCCGCGUUAACCAUGUGCACGGAAAAAACGAACCUAAAACAGGACGAGAUGCUGUUGAUGGAGAACUUCCGGUGCAUACAGUCGAAAAAUUUAGAUCUGGAGCUUAAACUAGGUCAGUGUGUUAGCGUUGGUGGCGAUGGUGUCGAUGGAACCGGUCGUGGAAUCCCCUCGAUAGAUAUGGUUAAAAGAAGCGAACAGACCAUCAGAACGCUCAAACAAGAUGUACAGGAGUUGGAACGAAAGCUGUUUCCAUCUCACCCAGAACAUAAGAAGCAAACCAACGAAAAAAGACAAAAAUCAUUGUGUCCAAAGCAUGGUUCUAAAUGUUGGGAAAAUGUAUCAUAUUCCGAGCGUACCAACGAGGAGGAAGAUGUGGAAAUACGUAACUUACGUAUAAUGCUGAAAGCGAUCGAAAGCGAAAACCGUCGUCGCAUGAAGCGCUAUGAGCUGAACAACAGGACACUGCUGAAGAAGGUGAAGGAACAUGCGCGCGAGCGGAAACAGGCCGAACAGCGUGUUGAGGAACUUUCGAAGGAACAUGCGAAAUGUGCAUCGCUGCGCUGUGAGAUGUCAUCGGCCCGCGAACGCUGUCUGCUGAUGGAAGCCGAUGUGGAAAGCUUCAGACAGGAAGCGGCCACACUGCGCUCGGAGAAAGAUCGAUUGAUCGAUCUGCUCGAGAACAACUGUCUGCUGACAAACGAUGGUGACAUUUGGGGUUCGCUGAAAAGAGCCUUCAAAGAGCUGCAUGAGCUGAAACGUGCACGGAAGGAAAAUGUUCGACUGCACGAUGAGCUGCAACGCGAUGCGGCCAAAAUCGUACAGCUGGAAGCUUCCAUCGCGGAAUGGAAGUUGGCGGCUGAUGUACUAACGGCGGAAGCCGAAGACGUUCGCUUUGAACUGACGGAGAAAGUAUUGCAGUUGGAAGAAUCGCAACGUGCACUGUCCAAACUCACCGGAGAGAACUCGUCGCUGGAGCAAACUGUUUCGAUGGCGGGACUGAACGAAAAGCAUCUCACCGAGAAGCUGCACGAGCUGAACCAAUUGGUGCGGGUGCAGGAAAUUCGUCUCGAGACGGCAAACGAGCGGUUGAAGCUUUACGAACAGUCGGAAGCAAUGAUUGUGGCCGCGAAGGAUACGUUCUUUACCGAUCUUCAAUCGCUGCAGGAUGCAAUUCUGCUGGAAAAGCAAGAGAAGUACGAACUGGAGGAAGAAGUGCGCGAACUGCGGCAGACUAUGGUUAACGCGGUUGGAAACAGUUUACAGAAUUUCAAUCCACGGAAUAUCUCUGCCGAAGGAAGCGGACAUCUAUCCGCUGCAGUACUGAGUCCAGAGGGGCAAUCCCUGUCGUUGUCUUGCACCAGCCUGGACAUCGAUCAGCUGUGUGCACUCGUAGAGCAAAGUUCCCAAACACGCAGCUCGCUGCAACCGCUGCACGAAUGCGUCUCCUCGCUGAAGCAGGAAAUGGACAAUCUUAAUUCCGUUUUACAACUCGCUCACCAUCAACCACAGCAGCAAGCACAUCAACAGCUACAUCAUCGAUUUCCGCUGUCCCUGAUGGAUGAGCUAAACGAUGCCACCAACGGUCGGUAUGGGAGUAGAUGAGUAUAAGUGUAAAAGAGGGAAAACCAGGAUUCCUGGUCGAACUUUCUGCUGUGGAAGAAGUAGGAAGAAAGUACAAUGACAUACAGUUGCGUAAAACGUUGGCGGGUGAAAUCCUGCUUCUUUUUACUUCUUUAUGAAGUAACUUUAUAAAUUAAUAAUUAUUUACUGUCCUGGAAUGUAAGCUUCUCGCCACUAACAGUCAUAUUCGGAUCGAAUGUCUAGUCUCAAAGCUGAAUUGUACUUAAAUUAGUGCAAACUCAUCAUUAUUAUCUUGAAAAUUCCUUAUCCAUGAAAAUGUUAGCUUAAACUGUUCGGAUUAGUUUCGAAAAAAGUAAUUUUAUUUGAUUAACCAAACGCUCUAUCAUGUAUCAUGCAUCGUUGUGAUAGAUAAGCCUGCAUGUAGGUUUUUGUUUCCUUAUCCAAUCAAUCAUCCAAUCCUAAUGCAUUAACUUCUAGUUUUGCGAAAAACAAUGCAAAUUAAACGGGAUUCAAUACCGUGUAAGAUAAUCACGUCCAUUCCGUACAAAUACAUGUGAUGCAUAUUUCUUACCAGCAUUCAUUAAUGCCCUUGUCCCUUGCAACAGGCAACCGAAGAUAUAUUGCUUGCAAAAAUAGAUGUCUAUUUUUCUAACUUUCAACAAGGGUGAAAGUUGUGUUAAAGUAGUUUUCAGCAAGUGUUGCCAAGCGGGACGAAGAAAAAGGAACAGCUUCAAAAGAAAAAUAAUGUUUCAUAGAGUAAGGGAAGGGAGUAGAUAAUAAUAUUAUUAAUAAGAACCAUUAUAAAAUAUACACAGCAAUUGUUAAAGUAGCGAUACAAGCUACACAAUAUUACAGAAAGGAAUACCAAAUACGGUACGCUAUAAAUCAGGAAAAAGAUCUAAAGUAUAACACAGUCACAUUAAUUGCAAACAUAUAAUAACCAUCUAUGUGUAUAGGUAUGUCAGUGAUUACGUUGUAUUACUUGCAGAUAUCGUUUCAUCACAACCUUCCGUAUGUUUCAAACAGCUUUUAUUGUUAACCUUUUGUUCCAUUAGCUUAUGCUUUUGAGUUCCUUGACGUAUAUAUUCCUGCUCAUUUCUAAUGUUAAUUUAUUACACAUUUCUUUAAGAAAUUUUGUUAUCCAGCGUGAAAACAACUGUGAUGGGAAGGAUUUUGUUUAAUUUAUUUACUCAUUUCAUCACCUAUUUACUAACCGCACACCAGUGUUGACAGCAUUAUAAGUAUGUUAAGUAUCCAGAUAAAAAAAAAACAGCAACAGUGCACAGUGAUGGUAGUUACACUAGAAAUCUGUUCGUAAUUGCUCAAACAUUGCAAAUUGGGUCAAUAAA